This is a messenger RNA of Salvia splendens (bonfire salvia), 2190 nucleotides long. Its product is annotated as mitochondrial proton/calcium exchanger protein-like. Gene Ontology annotation, cellular component: mitochondrial inner membrane. Gene Ontology annotation, molecular function: ribosome binding. Gene Ontology annotation, biological process: intracellular monoatomic cation homeostasis. Lineage: Eukaryota; Viridiplantae; Streptophyta; Magnoliopsida; Lamiales; Lamiaceae. The record is from RefSeq and is a predicted model, not a curated record.
CCCAAACCCCUCCUGAUCAAUUGCUUCAUCACUUUCUAUUUAAUUCAUAAUUGUUCCAAACCCUGUCGAUUUCUUCUCCACAUUCGUUCAUCAUUUUCUUGCUGCUUUCCUAACAAUCUCUUUGCCUAUUGGGUUGGUGAAGUCUGUCUUUGAUUUUGGUGAAGUGAGGAAAUAAUGGCCUCUGGAGUGAUUUUGAGAAGGAGAAAGACUCUUUCAGAUUACUUGAGUCUCUCCCUUCGCUCUAUUCAAACUUUCCAUACAUCUGGUUGUGGUCAAUCUUGCUCUCCUAGCUACGCCUCCAUCACAGACCACAAUCCUCAUAACAUAGAUCUAUUGAGAGAAAAACAGAAGACUUCAACUUUGUGCAAGAAACCACUGAAUCCUGUAGCCUUAGGGGUCUGUAGUCCUAAAGCUUAUGAAAUUACAGCUCUAAGAUAUGGGAAUGUAAGGUUGGAUUUCAACUGCCUGAUGGGUGCUAGGAUGAUAUCACAAUCUAGAUGUUAUGCUUCAACAGCAACUGCAAGGCAGCCUGACCCAAGAAAUGAUGAUGAGGAUAUUGAAGAAAUGACUGCAAAAAGGAAAAAAGAAGCUUCUCCUGAAGAAUGUGAUCAGGCUGGUGGCCUAAGUACUGCAAAAGCCAAAGCCAAAGCUAAAAAACUGCAUGAAUCUCAGAUUACUGUUAAGCCGAUCUUAAAGAAACUAUGGGCCACAUUUUUAGGUAUUGGUCCAGCUCUGAGGGCCGUGGCUUCCAUGAGCAGGGAAGACUGGGCCAAAAAACUCGUACACUGGAGAAGUGAGUUUGUAUCAACACUAAAACAUUACUGGCUAGGAUUUAAACUUCUAGGGGCUGACGUGAGGAUCAGUUCGAGAUUAUUAAUGAAAUUGGCUGGUGGAAGAAGUCUCUCCAGAAGGGAGAGGCAACAACUUACAAGAACUACUGCUGAUGUUUUUAGGCUAGUCCCAGUAGCUGUUUUCAUCAUCGUUCCUUUCAUGGAAUUUUUGUUGCCUGUUUUCCUCAAGCUCUUCCCUAACAUGCUACCUUCAACCUUCCAGGAUAAGAUGAAAGAAAAGGAAGCACUAAAAAGAAGGUUGAAAGCCAAAAUAGAAUAUGCCAAGUUUCUCCAAGAGACUGUCAAAGAAAUGGCAAAAGAAGUCCAAACUUCAAGGAGUGGAGAAGUUAAGAGAACAGCUGAAGAUCUUGAUGGGUUUCUGAACAGGAUUAGAACUGGUGCUCGCGUCUCAAAUGAUGAAAUUCUAGGAUUUGCUAAGUUGUUCAAUGAUGAACUCACUCUAGAUAAUAUCAGCAGGCCUCGUUUAGUUAAUAUGUGCAAGUAUAUGGGAGUGAGCCCUAUCGGGACCGAUGCUUAUUUGCGGUAUAUGCUUCGGAAGAGAUUGCAGAGCAUAAAAAAAGAUGACAUAAUGAUCCAAGCAGAGGGCGUAGAAUCUCUAUCAGAGGCAGAGCUUCGUGAAGAUUGUAGAGAGAGGGGUAUGCUUGGGGAGUUUUCAGUGGAGGAAAUGCGUCAACAGUUGCGAGAUUGGCUAGAUUUGUCUCUGAAUCACUCUGUUCCAUCCUCACUUUUAAUUCUUUCCAGAGCCUUCACUGUGACCGGAAGGAUGAGGCCAGAGGAAGCAGUUCAAGCUACUUUGUCCUCACUUCCAGAUGAGGUUGUGGAUACUGUGGGUGUUACGUCAUUGCCAUCUGAAGAUUCUCUUGCAGAAAGGAGGAGGAAGCUGGACUACCUUGAAAUGCAGGAGGAACUUAUCAAGGAGGAGGAAGAGAAACAGGAAGAAGAAUUAGUCAGGAAAAAUGAAUCUGCUGAUGCGGAAGUUGAUGUUGCUUUGAAAGAGAUGAGCAAUCCGAUGGCAAGAGAAGCACAAGAGCAAGCUAGAGCUAGAGCUCUGGAUAAACAAGAACAGCUUUGUCAACUUAGUCGCGCAUUAGCUGUUUUGGCUUCUGCAUCGUCAGUGAGCAGGGAGCGUGAAGAGUUCCUGAGGCUUGUGAAUAGUGAGAUUAAGCUAUACAAUAGCAUGGUGGAUAGAGAUGGAACAGAUGGCGAAGAGCAGGCAAAGAUGGCAUAUAAAGCUGCUCGGGAUGAAAGCAAGGAUGAUGCUGAAGUUCCUGAACAGAACAAUGUUUCAUCUGCUCUUGUUGAUAAGGUAUGUCUCUCCCUAGCAGUCCAUAAGAAGUAA